UUUUUUUUAGGGAAAAUAAAUGAAAGAACAUGAUUUGCUUCGUGGUCUGUAUGAUCCGUAGUGAACUUUUUGUAUGAUCCGCUGCACUUUUUGUAUGAUCAGCAGUGAGCUCAGCUUCGCUUUCAGCUCAAUAAAUGGGAAGCCGUUGAUAGAUCACGCUCCAAAGAAUCGUUCACUAUAUUGUCUUACCAGUGUUAGUGGCAGUGACACUCACAGCUUUCUUCAUUCUUCCGGCGCUGAUGGCGGCCACUGCUGUCUCGUUGGCGGGCAGGACCGCAUUGGACCCCUGCAAUCUGCUCUCUAUGAAAUUUGCACGGAAGACUGCGCGCUUCCACGUGAAGGCUUCUUCCGCACAUUCCACUGUUACCGAGCUUAAGAUUAAGUCCAUUCCUACGAAGCCAGUGGAAGGGCAGAAGACGGGGACCAGUGGUCUCAGGAAAAAGGUGAAGAUUUUCCAGCAGGAGAAUUACUUGGCAAACUGGAUACAGGCUCUCUUCAACUCUUUGGACCCGGGGGAUUUCAAGGAUGGACUGCUUGUUCUUGGAGGCGAUGGGCGGUAUUUCAACCAAGAGGCCGCACAGCUCAUCAUUAAGAUUGCUGCGGGCAAUGGUGUUGGGAAGAUUCUUGUGGGCAGGGAUGGCAUUUUAUCAACCCCAGCUGUUUCUGCAGUGAUUCGAAAGCAUAAGGCCAAUGGAGGAUUUAUAAUGAGCGCAAGCCACAAUCCUGGUGGCCCAGACUAUGAUUGGGGCAUAAAGUUUAAUUACAACAGCGGACAACCUGCGCCAGAGUCUAUCACUGACAAAAUUUAUGGGAACACACUAACAAUUUCGGAAAUAAAAAUAGCUGAAAUACCAGAUGUUGAUCUUUCUUGCCUCGGAGUUGCAAGCUUUGGUAAAUUCAUCGUUGAGGUGAUAGAUCCAGUGGCAGACUAUCUGGAUCUGUUGGAGAAUGUUUUUGAUUUCGAGCUCAUGAAAAAUCUUCUUUCUAGGCCAGAUUUCAGGUUUUUAUUCGAUGCUAUGCAUGCAGUGACGGGUGCGUAUGCAAAACCUAUUUUUGUGGAUCGGCUUGGCGCAAAUGUGGAUUGCAUUUUAAAUGGAAUACCUUUGUUAGAUUUUGGCCAUGGCCAUCCAGACCCUAAUCUUACGUAUGCGAAGGAACUAGUUAGCAUUAUGUAUGGUGAGAAUGCACCUGAUUUAGGAGCAGCAAGUGAUGGUGAUGGUGACCGGAACAUGAUUCUUGGGAGAGGAUUUUUUGUCACUCCAUCAGAUUCUGUGGCUAUUAUUGCAGCUAACGCACAAGCGGCAAUUCCUUACUUUCAGAAUGGUCCAAAGGGACUUGCUAGGUCAAUGCCUACAAGUGGUGCUCUUGAUCAUGUUGCUGCAAAACUGAAGCUUCCCUUCUACGAGGUUCCCACUGGUUGGAAAUUCUUUGGUAACCUGAUGGAUGCUGGGAAUUUGUCUAUAUGUGGCGAAGAAAGCUUUGGAACAGGCUCAGAUCACAUCAGGGAGAAGGACGGGAUAUGGGCUGUAUUGGCUUGGCUUUCUAUCAUUGCAUACAGAAAUAAAGGCAAGAGGGUGGGCGAGAAGUUAGUUUCAGUAGCAGAUGUUGCUAGGGAGCAUUGGGCAACCUAUGGCAGGAAUUUCUUUUCCAGAUAUGAUUACGAGGAAUGUGAAUCAAAUGGUGCUAAUCAAAUGAUUGAACAUCUUAGGGACCUUAUCUCCAGUACAAAGCCUGGAGAUAAAUAUGGAAAUUAUGAACUUGACUUUGCUGAUGACUUUAGCUAUACAGACCCUGUAGAUGGCAGUGUAGCGUCAAAGCAAGGAAUAAGGUUUGUCUUCACAGAUGGCUCAAGAAUAAUAUUUCGCUUAUCGGGGACUGGAUCGGCAGGUGCAACGAUUCGCCUUUAUGUUGAGCAGUUUGAGCCUGAAGUCUCCAACCAGGAUAUAAAUGCACAAAACGCUUUGAAGCCAUUGAUAGAUUUGGCGCUAUCCAUGUCGAAAUUGAGAGAGUUUGCAGGCAGGGAUAAGCCUACAGUCAUCACUUGAAGCUCUCUGGAAUGAUUUUGCAGAACUGUAAUUAUUUGUCUUGAUAGCUACUUAUUAUUUUUAUUUUUGUGGUGUGAUGUUAUUUAAUAAGAUGUUAAUAAAGUGAUAGAUUCGUACAUAUUAGACAAAGGUUUACUUCUAUUGAA
Phalaenopsis equestris is the source of this 2191-nucleotide messenger RNA. RefSeq names its product phosphoglucomutase, chloroplastic. Gene Ontology annotation, cellular component: cytosol. The coding region runs from base 240 to 2045 and encodes 601 amino acids. The record is from RefSeq and is a predicted model, not a curated record. The transcript has 22 exons. NCBI's taxonomy places the organism in Eukaryota, Viridiplantae, Streptophyta, Magnoliopsida, Asparagales, Orchidaceae. Gene Ontology annotation, biological process: carbohydrate metabolic process. Gene Ontology annotation, molecular function: magnesium ion binding; phosphoglucomutase activity.